This is a messenger RNA of Arvicola amphibius (Eurasian water vole), 649 nucleotides long. RefSeq names its product FKBP prolyl isomerase 2 (gene Fkbp2). Gene Ontology annotation, molecular function: peptidyl-prolyl cis-trans isomerase activity. Gene Ontology annotation, biological process: protein peptidyl-prolyl isomerization. The record is from RefSeq and is a predicted model, not a curated record. Bases 41 to 565 code for a protein of 174 amino acids. NCBI's taxonomy places the organism in Eukaryota, Metazoa, Chordata, Mammalia, Rodentia, Cricetidae. The transcript has 6 exons.
GCCCCAUCCUAAGAGUGAGGCAGCGGGUUUGGACGGUCCAAUGAGGGCGGGCAGCGUGUCCCGCCCUGUAGCGACGAGGACGCGCCUGCGCAGUGGUGACCGCACGCGCGCGAUUGACUCCGGGGGCGCGGUGAGGAGAGACAUGAGGCUGAGCUGGGUCCUGACAAUACUAUCCAUUUGCCUGAGUGCCCUGGCCACAGCCACGGGGGCAGAAGGCAAACGCAAGCUACAGAUUGGAGUGAAGAAACGCGUGGACCACUGUCCCAUCAAGUCUAGAAAGGGAGAUGUCUUACACAUGCACUACACGGGGAAGCUGGAAGAUGGGACAGAAUUUGACAGCAGUCUACCAAAGAACCAGCCCUUUGUUUUCUCCCUUGGCACUGGCCAGGUCAUCAAGGGCUGGGACCAGGGGCUGCUGGGGAUGUGUGAAGGGGAAAAGCGGAAGCUGGUGAUUCCAUCUGAGCUGGGGUAUGGAGAGAGGGGAGCUCCCCCAAAGAUUCCAGGUGGAGCAACCCUGGUGUUUGAGGUGGAGCUGCUCAAGAUUGAGCGACGUUCAGAACUGUAGCAGGCCGCAGAGGGGUGGGAGACCCCUGUCAGGGACCAGACUGCUUCAAAACACAACAAAACAAACAAAAAAUUUAAAACCCAA